CUGUGCUUAUCAGGCUAGUUCAUUUAAUUAGUGGUCUCAGUUAAUUAGUGUACCUGAUGGUGUACGGUUUCGUGGCAACUAGUGGAGACAAUAGUCUGUGUGAGCUCGAGGCUGUUGUUGUAGUAUAAAAAAAGAGAUAUCUCAACUUCAAGUAGCUAUAUACUGUACUACAGAUAUUAUGCAACAGUUGCUAACAGUCUCAAUCACUCUGCUCCUCUGCACUGUCAUAUAUGGGUAUAAUCCAAACGUACACACACACACACACUGCAGUUCAACGAUGCAGUGCUCAGUCGUGUGUGGCGGCCGGCUACACUAGCUGUUGCAACCAUAACGAUGACCCUAACAACUGCGAAGGACGACCUCUCGGCUUCUGCUUCUGUGACCCUAGCUGCACAGAAUAUGGUGAUUGCUGCGACGACUUGGCAGACGUCUGCAACCCAGCGAAAGAUGCGCUGUAUGCCUCCCUCGAGCCCCAGGCAGUGUACACCACAACCCUCUCCUUCCAGUCUGCCAUAGUCCAUUGGGUAUCAGUGCCAUACAUCAAUGACUCGCACGCUGGCCAAUCAGAUCUCAUCUACACCCUCCAUCUGAGCACACCACCCUCUGAAGUCACAUACACCAGUCCGGUCAUAACCCGACUGUCCAAUCAUACCAGCCACAAUGAAGUGUACUCAAUGCCAUUAUCAAACCUUGAGCCAGACACCAACUACUCUUAUAAUCUGACAGCCAUGACUUGGUAUGGAGAUCUUCAGUUUAAGAUUUCUGGCAACUUUCGGACCUUGGACCCAAGUUCUUUGAGUGUGGGGGAGCUACAACUGUCUGUGCUGACUUCAUCGUCUGUACAAGUUACCUGGUCUCCGCUGGCGCUGUUGCCAGGGGUGACGGUAGUAGGUCAUGUGAUACGUUAUCAAGAGCUACCCCUAGGACAGGAAACGUCACUAUCAAUCAAUCAAGUCUCCAAUUCAUACGAGGUCAUUGGACUAAAAGAGGGGGUGGUCUACUCGUUUGUUGUCAUGGCAAUCAUAUUGGAGGAGAGUGGGCGUGUGCUCCCAACUGGAGAGUGUACAAAGAGCGAAAUUUUCAUAUCAGGCUCUGAAGUGCUCCAGUUGACGGCUGUUGGUUCCUUCUCCGCUCACUGCACUCGCUGGGAGACAGCUGAUGAAGAAGCUCUACUCUCAGCCAUCAGCUCCACUGUCCUUAGUAGAAUAAGAGGGUCACUGGAUCCAAACUACCCCUCAAGCAAUAUACGUGACGGUUACAUCAUCUGCCACUCGCCCACCCCCACACACAGACUAACAUACAGGGCUCGGAUAUUAGCCACUGCUGACCUUUCGAUCACUCGUUUACUUCGUCUACUACAAACCUGGUCCGAUAACGAAUUCGUCAUAGAACAAAAUACGAUGUUAACCACACCCCUAACCACACCUAUUUUGUUAUUGGACUCUAAUUGCCCCGUGUCGGUCAGAACUAUGGCCUACCCCCUGUGUGAAGCAGUUGACCUUUCGACCCCUGUUGCACUGGAGAGUGGGUGUGUGAGUGUGCCGAUAUUUGUUGCAUCUCUUGUAGCGUUGUGUUUGUUCCUGGUCGUCAUUACCAUGGUGAUCAUCGUCUGCAUACUGGUGUGGUCGCAAGGCACGAAAAUAAAAAAUUCUGUGACGGGUGAAGCCAGACAAGAUCCACCGCCUGCCCCCUUGUCUCUCUACAACCUGUACACGCCCACUCCAGAUACCGUGGCAACCCGACAAGCCCCAAACGGCCGCCCCCUCGCUCUCCGAGUGACUAGCAGUGCAAGCUCUGGACCGACUACCACUCUACAAGGGGGUGUGGCUUUAGCGGGUGUGGUCUCAGGAGAGCUGGCGCGAGAGUUUAACUCGUCCCAGAGCCUAGAAGAAGAGACUCAAUCAGAACCUGUUGUUACUAGUAUGGUUGUGACAAGUGUAUGAAGUGUGUGUGUGUGUGUGUGUGUGUGUGUUUUUAGUGUGUUUUUAGUGUGUAAACCAAGAGUUGUGCUUUUAUGCUUUUUUACAGUAAAAAAUUUAUAUUGUCAUUUGCACCGAACGAAUUAAAAUAAAAUUAUUGGUACGUCAACUAAA
Molecule: messenger RNA, 2093 nt
Organism: Halichondria panicea
Lineage: Eukaryota; Metazoa; Porifera; Demospongiae; Suberitida; Halichondriidae
Exons: 7
Coding region: 231-1943 (570 amino acids)
Molecular function (GO): protein binding
Source: RefSeq, a predicted model, not a curated record